AUGGCAGUCAGCGCGCCCCUCCCCAACGGCACAACUCCCCUUGGCGCGAAAGAGAGCGCAAACGGCGACCCCAACGCCGCCGAAAAAGCUGCGCAACCGUCCGCUCGCAAUGUCCAUAAUGUCGUCCUGGGGAGCCUGGUCAUCGAGCCGUGGUUCUCGUCCGAAGGCUACCCGGAGGAAAUAGUCGGGAAGGAGGUGGAUAAGCUGUAUGUGUGCCAGUGGUGCUUCAAGUACACGAAGGAGCUUGUGCCGUUUCUGCAGCACAUGGUUCCAUGUCCGCAGAAAGCCUGUCCGGCGCGCACCUCGCCGCCCCCCGGCACCUGCAUCUACACCCGGGACCACAUUUCGAUCCACGAACUCGACGGCGCCUCGGCAAAGCUCUACGCGCAAAACCUCUCCCUCUUCGCCAAGCUCUUCCUGCACGCCAAAUCCGUCUUCUACGACGUCUCGGCCUUUCUCUUCUACCUGCUCGUCCUGGACCCAGCGCACCCGUCCAUCCCCAAUACCCUCUCCUCCUCCCCCGACACCCCGGCCCAGGUUGUAGGCUUCUUCAGCAAGGAAAAGACCUCCUGGGAUAAUAACAAUCUGGCGUGUAUAUGCGUAUUUCCGCCGUGGCAGAAACAGGGACUCGCGCAGGUCCUGAUCGCCGCGAGCUACGUGCUGGGCCGCAACGAUGGGAGGACCGGGGGACCGGAGAAGCCGUUGAGUGCGCAUGGGUACGCAGCGUAUGUGCACUACUGGUCGCAGACGCUGGCGCGGAGCAUACUCCAAUGGUCUGGGAAGACGCUCACGGUGGCGGAGCUGCACGAGGAAACAGGGAUUGCUGUGGACGAUGUGCAGAAUACGCUAGGGGCGAUGGGGGUGCUGGAGCGCCGGAAGAAGGGGUGGGUUGUCAACCGGGGGAGGGUGAGAGCGUGGGUUGAGGUUGUGGGUGGGAGGGUGGAGAGCCCGGUUGAUGAGGAGGCGUUUGUGGUGAGGGACGAUGAGGGAACUGAGGAGGAAAACGAGGAGGAUAGCGAGGAGUAG
This is a messenger RNA of Paraphaeosphaeria sporulosa, 1026 nucleotides long. Its product is annotated as acyl-CoA N-acyltransferase. The transcript has 2 exons. Gene Ontology annotation, molecular function: histone acetyltransferase activity. Lineage: Eukaryota; Fungi; Ascomycota; Dothideomycetes; Pleosporales; Didymosphaeriaceae. Gene Ontology annotation, biological process: regulation of DNA-templated transcription. The record is from RefSeq and is a predicted model, not a curated record. The coding region runs from base 1 to 1026 and encodes 341 amino acids.